Molecule: messenger RNA, 474 nt
Organism: Porites lobata
Lineage: Eukaryota; Metazoa; Cnidaria; Anthozoa; Scleractinia; Poritidae
Source: the annotation of a GenBank genome assembly
AAGAUUUUAUUGAAUGCUCCUGUAAACUGUGGAACAAUCCUUUAUGACGAAACCAAACUGUGGCUGGACAAGAUCAAAUUCCGUUUGGGAGGAAAAGUCAGCAUCAGGCGCCCUUAUCAAUGCGAAAUACUUCGAAACUUACCAAAAGAAAUUUUUUUGGCAUUUCGAAGUGGAGUUGUACGCUCUCGGUUGCAAGAUGUUGUUGAUAACAUUUCCCUCGCUGAAAAUAAUAAGUGCUAUGCGAUAUCAUUCACAAGGAUGGAAGCUGUUGUUGUAUUAUUCUCUGUGUUGUCAGGAAUGCCAGAAGGGACAGUCAGGUCAUACUUCACGAGGAGAGUGCAAAAUGGAAGAGCUAAAGUUAUAGUAAACUUGGAGAAAGACUUUGUCUUCCUUUACAAGAUCAAAGCUGGUCAACUCUUGAUAACAUUCCAUUAUGGAUUAUGGAACAAGUCUGGCUUCCCACUCCAUAGCUAA